This is a messenger RNA of Uranotaenia lowii, 9854 nucleotides long. It is a transcript of the gene Ten-a, whose product is annotated as teneurin-a. Bases 4 to 6138 code for a protein of 2044 amino acids. The record is from RefSeq and is a predicted model, not a curated record. Gene Ontology annotation, biological process: motor neuron axon guidance. The transcript has 9 exons. NCBI's taxonomy places the organism in Eukaryota, Metazoa, Arthropoda, Insecta, Diptera, Culicidae.
CAAAUGACUAUGAAAUCGAUGAAAUACAACGACUGUGACACCAUAAUGGAUGGGUAUAAUCCAGUGCCACCCCCUCUGCCAAGGCGCGUGCCGCCUGUCAGAAACAUUUAUGCAGAACCUUUCGCAACAGAAACAAGCACAAACAGCCGUGUAUCAGUUAUGCGUGGCCAAGUGGUGACGCCCCAAGGACUAGGAAUUAUCGGAAUACGGGUGUCGGUGGAUCGAGAUUCAAGAUUCGGCUUCACUUUAACGCGACAAGGUGGAUGGUUUGACGUACUUGUGAAUGGAGGAGGAGCCGUUACACUUCAAUUUCAAAGAUCUCCAUUCCGACCAUUGACUCGAACUGUAUUUGUUCCGUGGAAUCAGAUUGUGGUGCUUCCGCCAGUACAAAUGCAGCUCAACGAAGAAGACGAUCAGUCUAGGUUAGCCAUAAAACCAAUACCAGCCAACCCAGCCUACAGUUUUCUAAGUACAUCGCAGUAUCGCUUUCUGGAAGAUAAUCCAUCGCCAUUGGCCGUUUGUCUUGAGCACGAUCAUGAACUUCUCAAACCUCAACUCACUAGUACAUGGAUGCCCAAUGGCGUCGGAUCAGUUUCGGGAAAAAGUAUUAUUUUCGCCGAGACUCAGAUUGUUCAAGAAUCGAUUCAAAUCCCUGGUUCAGAUCUUUAUCUUACUUACCAAUCAUCGCAGGCAUCCGGAUAUAAAAGCAUAGUUCGUAUGCAAUUGACUCAUGACACGAUACCAGAAACUCUAGUUCACGUGCAUAUUGGCGUGCAAAUAGAAGGCUCACUUCAUGUUAAAACAUUCGAAGCUGAUCCCAAAUUAAGCUAUAUAUUUGCUUGGAAUAAACGUAACGUUUACAAACAGAAAGUUUAUGGAACAGCGAUAGCGAGAAUUUCCAUCGGAUAUCAACAUUCAACAUGCAAGGAUAUAAUCUGGGAAAUUCAAACAGCCAAGUUGCAAGGAUUUGAUGUUGAUAUAUCGGAUAUCGGAGGGUGGGGAUUAGAUAUCCAUCAUCAUUACAACUUCCAUGAAGGUAUUCUACAGAAGGGCGACGGAACUACACUUCAUCUAAAAGAAUAUCCUCGAAUAGUCAAACAAGUAAUGGGUGAUGGCCAACAGCGAUCACUUAUCUGUAAGGACCACUGCAAUGGAAUUGCGAAACAUGCUAGAUUGUUAACCCCAGUGGUGCUAACUUCUGGGCCAGAUGGAAGUCUAUAUGUUGGUGAUUUCAAUCUUGUUCGGCGAAUAACUUCCAAUGGUAGUGUAUUCACAGUGUUGGAACUUGACACCACUCAAGUGGCGUAUCAAUAUUAUCUGACUAUAUCUCCAGCUGACGGCCACCUAUAUAUAUCGGACCCUGAAAAGCACAAAAUUUUACGCGUGGUUCAGUUGGAGAAUGUGCCGGAUCCAAGCUCUAAUAGCGAUGUAGUUGUUGGAAGUGGGCAAAGAUGUAUUCCAGGAGACGAGGAAAAUUGUGGAGAUGGAGGACCUGCAAAGCAAGCCAGACUGUCACAUCCAAAGGGAAUUGCGAUCGCUGCAGACAAGACUAUGUACAUUGCCGAUGGCACCAAUAUACGUGCAGUAGAUCCCAAUGGAAUAAUACACACCCUAAUUGGGCAUCACGGUCAUCAUAACCAUUGGAGUCCAGCGCCAUGCAAUGGAGCACUGCUCGCAACCAGAGCACAACUUCAAUGGCCUACAGGCCUCUCGCUAAACCCACUUGACGGAUCAUUACAUUUUAUCGACGAUCGCUUGGUAUUGAAACUUACAGCUGAUAUGAAAAUCAAAGUUGUUGCAGGUGUUCCGCUGCACUGUAACAGUAACGAAGAACACAAUAAAACAACAUCGGAAAACGUCCUCGGUACAGUUGUAGCUAUAGCAUUUGCUCCCUCCGGAGAUUUAUAUGUUGCUGAUACCGAUUCUCGUCGUGUCAAUUCCAUCCGUGUUGUAGAUUCGGCUGGAAACAUGCGUUCCUUCGCUGGUAGGCUUGAGAACGGAAUGCAAUCAUGUGAAUGCACAGGUGAUACGAACAGCACCACUGGUUCAAACAAUCCUGGAAAUAGCUAUAGCACCGUCACGCCAUCGACAAUCAAUCCUACACGUUACGGGGCUUCUGCACCGAAUCCAUCAGUUGCAAUGAUGAUGACUGAUUGCUCUUGUACUCAUUAUGGCAAUUUUAACAACGCUCCCGGGAAUGUAAAGGCUAAGAAAGAUGACAUGUCAGCAACGAGUGCUCCACUUCCAGAAACCAUCCUUUCGUCUCACAUUAAAUUUCAUGCAAUUUCGGCCAUUGCCGUUUCGCAAGAUGGUGUUAUCAACAUAGCCGAUCAAGGUUCGUUGCGCAUUCUGGCGCUCCAACACUAUCUACCUCAACAUGAUACCAAUGGAGAAUUCCAAAUUCCCUUCACACCAACGAAUGAAAUUUAUGUUUUCAAUAGAUAUGGUCAGCACGUGGCUACCAAGGAUCUGUCCUCUAGCAGGACAAGGUAUUCAUUCCUCUAUUCGAAAAAUACUAGCUUUGGAAAGUUAUCCACAGUAACUGAUAGCUCAGGCAACAAAAUACAAUUUUUACGGGACUACAGUAACGUGGUGAGUUCCAUUGAAAACACCCAAGAUCAUAAAUCGGAGUUGAAGAUCUCUUCCAAUGGUAUGCUGACAAGAAUCAUUGAGAGAAAGGGAAAAUCGGAGCUUCAAUUCGAUUAUGACAGCAACAGUGGAUUACUGUUGAGCCGUACUGGCAAUGGCGAAACUUUCAUCUAUCAGUACGAUGAGUGUGGAAGAAUAACAAAAGCAAUUUUGCCAAGUGGUGAAACAUACAAAAUAACAACCGUCCUCGGAGAGAAAAAUGAUGAUUUGGGAGUACUCGUCAGCGAUAGCAUUCAUUCACAUUUCGCCCAAGAACAGGCGAUACCAACACUCUACUCGCUGACGGGAGGUAUUAAGAACGCUAUAAUUGCGAGAGAUGCAGAAGUGACAUAUGCUAAAAUUAAUCACAUCAAUAACUCACUGUCAGUGUCGUGCAACGAUGAUAUAAUGUUGGAGUCUUCGGCAGUUGCUGCACACCCCUUUUUGGAAAAAAUUAUGCCGAUUGAGGCUGAAAUGCUGCCCAUGUGGUCACACCAAACUGUUAAAAUGGGAGAUAAUAUAAUAAAUUCUAUGCAUUCCAAGUACAACUAUGUAGCAAACGAGAACAGUAGGUUGCCUCAGCAAAAGUUUAGCCGAGAGAUAUGGGUGAAUCAAACACGGGCGCUUCGAAUCGAUUAUGAGCAUUUGCAGAACCGAGAAGUGUUCAUCAAUAAAAACGACGAAGUCAUGCUCACGGUCUUAUACGAUCAGUCCGGCCUGCCAAUUUCAUACUAUCCAGGUGGCGAGGCGAGUCACUUCUUCCCUUUGAAUGUGUCGUACGAUCGGUUCAACCGAAUUGAGGGAUGGCAAUGGGGUCCGGCUGAAUUGAAGUACAACUAUGAUAUGAGCGGACUUCUAUCGGAAGUGACCAGCCAACAAGACGGUAUUAUUUCCUACUCAUAUAACGAGCUAAACCUACUGGCAGAGAUUUCGCUAGGAAGUCAGAGAAAGUUCAAAUUAACUUACGACUCGAAUAGUGGCCUUCGUCACAUAACGUUACCUAGCGGUUCAAAGCAUUCCUUUAGUAUACAGUCGUCGAUUGGAUUUAUACGAUUUACGUACACCCCACCUGGCAGUAACAAACCUUAUCUGCAACACUACUCCUAUUCAGGAGAUUUGCUUCAAACAAUUUAUCCCGGUGAUGGCGCACGCAUUGUCUAUCGUUACAAUAAAGCAAACCUGCUAUCGGAAAUUAUUCAUGGAGAUGGUCGUAGUGAAUUCACAUACGAAACUACAUCCAGUAUGCCAUCUGUAGUUGUUCACACAGAACGUGAUCUAGAAUAUCGAUGGGAUUUCAAUUACGACGGCACAUUAUUGCUGGAAGAAAGGAUUGAUUUUUCAGCCAAAACUGGGCUCUCGAAUGCGAAAUUCAGCUACGAAUACGAUAAUAACUUCCGCAUAACUUCAAUUCAAGGUCGUAUAGGCGGUCAAAAUCUUCAAACCCAGCAGUUUGCUUACAGUGAAAAAACGGGCAGCCUUUCACAGAUAGGACAGUUCAAGGUAUCAAACCCUAAUUUCAACCAAACUACAGUCGGCGACGGAACAGCAACUUUUUCACGAACAAUCGAUGGGCGCUUUUUGGAGACCCUUAUAACAGUGAUGAUUCACAGGAUGGCAGUAUUCCGAAUGGAAUUUACCCACGACAUGCAUGGCAGAAUAUCUCAAACACGCACAUACACUCGUAAUGUUGGUGUAAAUACAUACACCAAUGUAAAAAAUUACACGUGGGAUUGUGAUGGCCAACUGAUUGGCGUAGAGGCGCAGGAACCAUGGGGAUUCCGAUACGAUGAUAACGGCAACAUGCUAUCACUAACUUAUCGUGGAAAUACCAUACCUAUGGAAUACAGUAAUACAGAUCGAAUACUGAAAUUCGGAGAAGGACCAUACAAGUACGAAGCACGAGGUCUAGUGGCUCAGAAUGCUCGCGAGGAACGAUUCCACUACAAUUCACAAGGUCUAUUGAUUAGAGCUACUAAAAGAGGCAGAUUUGAUGUACGCUAUUACUACGACCAUCUGAGUCGUUUGAUUACAAGGAAAGAUAAUUUUGGAAACGUCACACAGUUCUUUUAUAACAAUCAAGAACGACUGAAUGAAGUUAGUCAAAUCUAUUCACCACGAGAUGGUAAACUGAUGUCGCUUACGUACGAUGACCGUGGACAUCUAAUCUACGCACAAGUAUAUCGUCACAAGUACUACAUCGCUACAGAUCAGUGCGGAACACCGGUCAUGAUGUUCAAUCAGUACGGGGAAAGUAUAAGAGAAAUAAUGCGAUCGCCCUAUGGUCACAUAGUGUACGAUUCAAAUCCUUAUCUUUAUAUGCCGAUCGAUUUUUGUGGAGGAAUCUUAGAUCAGGUUACAUCAUUAGUUCACAUGUCGAACGGAAAAGUGUACGAUCCUCUGAUAGGCCAAUGGAUGACGCCAAAUUGGGAAAAUGUUGAUUUGAGAAUAGGAAACCCUACCCGUUUACAUCUAUAUCGGUACAAUGGUAAUGAUCCCAUCAAUCGAGAACAUUCACGAAGUCACCCCAAAGAUCACAUGGCUUGGAUUAGCUUAAUGGGUUAUAGCUUAAAAAGUUUAAUACCACAGACAAAUGAACAGUUAUUCAUUCAAAGAAAUCCAUGGAGUCAAGUGAAGCAUUCUUCUUUGAUCAUGCCACAGAUUAUGCAACAUUCUCACAGACCGGAUCCGGUUACCAUUGAAUCGGGACUUCUUUCAUACUUAUCUUCGCGUAAAAUUAAAUCUACAAAAGAUUUGACUACUCCUUCGAAAUCAGCCUUGAAAACGGAUGUUAUGAACAUUGGUCCAUUUAAAAUCGGUUCCGCUUCCGAUCCUCCUUUCGGUAAAGGUAUUAUAGUAACGAGGACACUUGAAGGUCAAGCGAUUGUUUCAAGCGUUCCAGCUGCCAACCCUAUCUAUCGAGAUGUCUACACAUCGGUGUUUAACCGCACCCGAUUGUUGCCGUUUACUUUUGUUGUUCACAAUUCACUACAGGACGCUUUCUUCUUUGUUAAAGAGGACUCGUGGCGGUCGAGCGAAGAUAGACAACAACUCAAACGGCUGCAGGGUCAAGUCAAUACGACGUUCCACGAAGGCUCGAGAGAAAAUGGAAGCGGUAACAAUCACUUGGAUGUUAAAUUGCACAUACAAAAUUCUGUGAUCAAUCUUAAAUACGGAACUACAGUUGAAAAGGAACGACAGAGGCUCAUGCAUCAUGCUAAACUGCAAGCCGUUCGUAAAGCUUGGCAUCGUGAAAAGGAACUGCUACGAAAUGGACUUAUUAGUAGCUACGAAUGGACACAGCAAGAAACUGACGAUAUAAUCAAAAAUGGCUAUGCCAACCUUUACGAGGGAGAAUACAUACACGACAUAAUUCAGUACCCUGAGCUGCUGGAGGAUCCAUUCAAUAUAAGGUUUGUUAAAAAGAAGAUCAACCAAUCGAGGAAAAGGAAACGGAGAGAAACUGACGAAGAGAACAUUUUUCAAAGAAUAUGUACAGACGAAAAAUGUUAGCUGAAUUGAACAAAUAUAUUAUAAAGGAAAAGCUUUCAUAGAAACCUACCAUGAUCGUAAGCUAUGAAGAGUUACAUCUAAUGAUGCGAACGCAGAGGAGUCAACAGAACGAUUAUUAUGUAGGUAAUUUCACAAAAGGUGAUUCGAGCUUUUGAGACUGUCGUCAUGAAUUCUAGACAAAACAUUUUAAUGUGUAAGAAUAAAACAAUAAUCAUAAAGUAUGAAGGCAAAGUGUGUAUGUGUGCGAGCAGAUUUAGAUAUUUACCACAACAAAUAGCGAUCUAAACGACUAAGUCAUAAAACAUGGACGUAGAGCAAAUAUUUAGUAACAAGGUGAUUCAAUUCAUAUACCUUCGACAAACUUAAAUACUCAAAUGCAUUAUUAAUUUUCCGGUCUAACAUUUAUCGAAUGAAAUUGGUAAUUUGAUUUCCUACAGAAAAAAUCGGUUUUUAUUUUCAGAUUAAACCAAGUUUAUAUUUUUGCGUGCCCGAUAUGCACAAAAAUCUUUUCGAAAGUUUUUUUAUAACCUAUUUUUAUUUUUAAAAAAAAUUGCAUUUUGAGCGGCUGAAAUUUCCUUAUUUUAAAAACAAGUACAUAUGUCUGAGCUUUAACGUCUACAUAAAUAUUUUACAAUGACAUUGCCAAACAUGAAAUAUACUUUAGAAAUGAAUCUAAUUGACCAAAAUCUACGGGCAAAAACGUAAAAUGAUAUAUCGCUAGCACAUGGAUCGAAAAGGAAUAUCAAAGAACAAAAGAGUAAAUCAUCUAUUGGAUGGUUAUCAAGGGAAUGUUUAUACGAAGAUAACAGUAAAUAGUUUUGAAAUGCUUCACUUUCACAGCCCAUGCACCCGCAGAUGUUAACGAUAUUGUUGCCAAAUUAAGGUAGGGCGUACUGAUAAGCAAAACAAGUAAUUUUCUAGAGAGCUUGGACAAAGAAACAUUCUUCUCACAUGUCAUGGUUACUCCAGUUCAUUUGAAAACGUAAUAGUUUCCUUGCAUUUCGUAAUAGGCAUUUCCUUGACAUCGCCAAAAAAUUGUAAAACUGUACAUAUACAUAGAUUUAACAAGAGGUAUCAAAGUAUUGAAACGUGAAACUACUGACUGUAUAAUAUUUGAAAAACAUAACUAACUUUAGAUGAUUUAUUGUCAUACUGUAUAUGUUAAUUUAUGAAAAACUAACCUUGUAGGGAUAUUAAAAGAGAAAAAAGUUUCUAAACAAAUUAUUUAGGAUUUGGUAAUCGAGUUAAUAUUCGUUCACACUUACUUGAAAAAUAAACAUCACAAGAAAUAUGAAACUGACAAAUAAAGUAUCGGAAAAAUACACUUGCCUGAUUUUUGAUGAAGAUAAAAUUAUAAUUUGAAUUGCUGACAGUUAAUUUUUUAAAUAAAUAUUCAAGUUCUCAUUAACAUCUAGGUACAAUGAAUUACAAAUAUAGGAUAUUUGACUUUGAUUCGUAACUCAGUCUGAAAUUCAAAUGAUUAAAACCCAUUUUUCAAGAAUUUAGCCUAUAUUGCCAAAGAUAGUGUGAAAAAAGGAGAUUUUUUACAUUUUUUAUAACAAUUUAUUUUAUUCACAUUCAAUUGCAGCAAAUGUUAACGCUAGGCUUAUUAAUUUGAAUUUUGCGUAGGAAUUAUAUUAAUUCCAAUGUAUUUUUUGUCGAUAAGUUUGUAAAAUGUUUUGUGUUUUCUAUUUCAUUAAAAAAAAAAGAGAUCUUGCCAUUGAAUCUAAGAAAUUUUAGGUAUGUCAUUUAGGCCAUUAGAGAGUUUACCGCGCCCGUUUACAUAAAACAGGAAACACCAAUAUUUUGUUUUCUGCAUUCGAACUUUGAGUUCUUAAAAUGGAAUAAUUUCGCACGAAACAGGAAAUCAACGUACAAAAUGAUUGAUUAAGUCUGAGUAUAUUAAAAUAUUUAUUUUAAUUGCCAUAACGCGAGCGUCCAUAGUAAAAAAAAUAUGCUAAGUGGGAUGAUUUUUGAAUUUCUAUGAGCAAAAAAUUAUUUUUAAUGGGAAUGAGUGAUUUAAAGUUUUUAAUCUAGUUUUAUGUUGGACAAAACAAAAGUUUUUUAAAACGAUACAAAGCAACAUCAGAAAUUCAAAAAAUGAUGCUAUAUUCUACAUGAAUGCCGGGCCGUAGGAAGAACCGACUCAUGGGGGUGAGGGGGAGAGAGAUUUAUCUAUGAUUUUUUACCCGAUAAUGCACGAAUUUAAAAAAAAAAUUAUGUUUGUAACUAUAUAAUUUAAUUGUAAUAAUUUUCAUGACACGAAUAGCCUUAUAGGUGUAAAGUGUCACUAAUAAAGGAAAAAAAAAACUAUAUAAUUAUUCAGUUUUCGCAUUAAAGUUAAAAUCUUUGAAAUUGUUUAAGAGUUUGGUAGAUAAAACGUAUUUGAUUGAGCAUAACAGAAGUUUUUCAGGAGAGCUUCAUUUUCUUGAAAAAAAACUUAUUCCAUGCUCAAAUCAAACAAGCUUAAUCUUCCAAACUCUUUGGCAAAUUCAAAGAUUUUAACCAUUGAUGAAAAUAAAUCAAAUUUUCAAAAAUAAAAGUAAGAGAUAAAUUAAAUUUUGGGUCUAAUUUGCUUGAUGCAAACUUGAACCAAAUUUAUGAUUUUGGUUUGAAAUUUGGCUUUUAAAAAACUGCAAUAUUAAUAAUGUUAAACAAAACAUCGCAAAACUAUAGAAUUUUGUGAAGAUUUUUUGAGUGAAGAUCAGGUACAUGUUUCUUCAACAGCAAAUAUUUUGCAUAAAGUAUCAAAUUUUUUAAAUGAACCAAAACACAAAACUUAAAAAAACUAACUGAAAUUCUACUUUAUAUUUGGGAUUUUCAGCUGAAUUGUGUUUGUUGUACAAACUAAUUUUUAUUAAAAAAAUAUAAUCUGCAAAUUUAUUUGACAAGCAAAUUUUCAAGUUCAUGAUCUCUUGAAUUCCCUCAAAUCAGUAUGUUGAUUGUAAAACUCAUUUACAAGCUACCUACAUGUAUUUUUGAAUUUUGAAUCUGCAUUCUUUACCUGAAUUCAAAAAUUUUUCCUCGGUAAUUAAAUCUGUUUACGAAUUUCUAUACGAUUCUGAACUUUAUGAGCCAAAGCCCUCAUUCAUGAAUCUAUAACUUAAAUUCUGUAGUUCUGGUUUAAUUACAAUUCAUUAUUUAAAUUGUUUAUUUUUAGUUUUUUAAUUAAGAUUCACAAUAUCUGAAUUAAAUUUUGGAUCGCCAUUUUGGAGCUUUAAAUAUUUGAAUUUUGUGUGAAAAAUAAGUUUAAGAACUUUUUUUUUUAUUCAUAUUCGGAAAAGUAUUAUCAAAGAAUUGAGAAUGCAUAUAAUUUUCCAAAAACAUGAUACAAAUUUGAUAUGAAAUGCAAAACCAAAAUUGAACAAGGAUUUUAAAGCAACUUUUCAUUUCUAGAUCAAUCAAAAAUACCCCCGGUCCUCGGCCAUGCAUCAAUGAUUGUCAAACUAAGAUCAAAUUUACAAUUAACAGAUUAAUUUACAAUUAUAUCUAAUAUUCCCUUUAAAAAAUCAGUCGUCCAACAAGCUGAACCGAUAGGUUUAACAUUGCAAUGUUUUCAACAGAUAGUGAAUUCUGUUCCGUGUAUUUUUGAAACAACUAUCAUUGUCGUAGAACAGACUAACGCAUUUAGGGAUUUGAGAUACCUACUCCGAUGAGUUAUAGACUAUUUGUUACUUAUCCGACCACCUACUAUGCUAUGAAAACAUUUGAAUCUG